UCUGUGUGACGUUCAUCCAACUACUGCUUUCAUUUUGUCCUUUAAAAUCCAUAGGAAUAUCGUUGAUAUCGAUUAGUUGUCUAGUAUCAUAAGUUACAGUUAGUUGUUAGGCGUUGCACAAGUCAGUUAAGUCAGCUAAAGUUCACAGUGACACUUGUGACUUAGCUGUGGUGUGGCAUUUAAUUAAUUUUUUUUUAGGUAAAACAUUUAGGCAAUUCUUAGUGGACUAGCUAUUGCUAGUUAUUAGUUAAAGUACAUAGUUAUGUUAACAAAAAGUACCUUUUAAAAUUAGCAUUGAAAAUUGAAUGAUUCAGGAAGUAAUCGGCCCUACCAAGGUCUUAUGGCAUUACGGCCAACUAUAGUGUGCUAUAUAUGUGGAAGAGAAUUUGGUUCAAAAUCAAUUUCCAUUCAUGAAACUCAGUGUUUAAAAAAGUGGAACAUUGAAAAUGAAAAACUCCCACAAGGUCAACGAAGACAACCUCCAAUUAAGCCUCAACUCUUACCAGCUAUUGGUAAAUCAGGAGGGAAAUCUGAAAAUGAACGAUUCAAUGAACUGGCAUGGCAAGCUGCCCAGGCUAAUCUUGUAGAGUGUGAUCAUUGUGGACGAACUUUUCAACCAGAUCGUUUAAGUGUUCAUCAGCGGAGCUGUAAGCCUGGUAAGCCUCUAAAGCCACUACGUCAGAAUAAUAAUAAUAAUGAUACAAAUAUAAAAAGUGAAUCCAAGAGACCUGGCACAGCAGUCUUGACAUCACCUAUUAUACUUAAACAAGAUGAUAUAGUUGAUAAUGGGACCACAGAAGUAGCCAGUUCAACUGCUUCCACGCCAUCACAAAGUAGCCGCCAAAAGAGUGGAAAAUAUUCUAAUAGACCCAUUAGUGCAAAAGGAAGAACAAGACCAAAUCUCUCAAUUUCUAAUAACCAGCUAUCUAUAAACGGACAGUCGAGUCAAGGGAAUCCUACAGACAAUAUGAAUAGACAGAGCACUUUCACAUCACCAUUGCAGAAAGGGCCACCCAAAGCUAAACGAGGUCCUCCAGGAUCUAACUUUGUAUUUUGCUAUAUAUGUGGAAGACAAUUUACUACUGCUUCAAUUGGUAUUCAUGAGCCACAGUGCUUGGAGAAAUGGAAAAUUGAAAAUGAUAAGCUUCCCAAAGAACACAGGAGGCCAUUACCCAAAAAGCCUGAAAUUCUAAAAGCUGGUGGUGCAUAUGAUGUGCAGGCUGCAAAUGAAGCAGCUUGGCAAGCUUCACAGGCCAAUCUCGUACCAUGCCCUAAUUGUGCAAGGACAUUUAAUCCAGACCGCCUGGCUGUUCAUCUUAGAGCAUGCAAACCAAAAUCUGGCACCACAGGGACCAAUCAGAGUACAAACAAUUCAAACUCUGGAAAAACUGCAAUGGAAUCUACAACUAAGUUAAAAGAAAAAAACCGGGAUGAAUCUCCUCAAAGAGGACCAAGGACAGUUAUUUGUUAUAUAUGUGGCCGGGAAUUUGGAACCAAGUCAAUUUCUAUUCAUGAGCCUCAAUGCCUGGAUAAAUGGAAGACUCAGAACGCUCAGUUGCCAAAAGAAAUGCGCCGCCCCAUACCCCGCAAACCUCAGACAAUAUCUGGUGGUCAAAUGACACGGGAACAGAUGAAUGAAGCAGCUUGGGAAGCUUCUAAAGCACAACUUGUGCCCUGUGGAAAUUGUGGCAGAAAAUUUGCACCUGAUAGACUGGUUGUGCAUCAGAGAGCUUGCAAGCCUAAAGGGGGUAGCAGUGAAACUGCACCUGCACCUCCAGCAGUUGUUAGACGACCACCUACUAUUAUUUGUUAUAUAUGUGGAAGAGAAUUUGGUUCAAAAUCCAUCUCAAUACAUGAGCCACAGUGUUUACAGAAAUGGCAUGUUGAAAAUGAUAAACUCCCAAAGAAUAUGAGACGUCCUGAACCUCGUAAACCUGAAGUUCGAACUCUUGCAGGGAAUAAAAGUGGGACGUAUGACGUAGAUGCAGUAAAUGAGGCAGCAUGGCAGAGUGCCCAGGCAAACCUCUGUCCUUGUGAAAACUGUGGAAGAACCUUCCUUCCAGACAGAUUAAUUGUUCAUCAAAGAAGCUGUAGACCAAAGCCGCCUAAAGUUGAAAACUAGUUUCAAUUCAGCAAGUGAUGCUGGUUUUGUACAACCUACUUCAUGUUAAUUACUUCUUGAUAGUAAUUUAUUUAAUCACAAAUGUAAACAACAAAGUAGAAUAUCUAGUUAGAUCAUUUGUUAACACUAUAUGUAUCUGUUUCACAAUCCACAUUACAUUUAAAUUGUUCUUUUAAUACAAAUUCCAUUUUACUAGAACCAAAGACAGAAAAUCGCUUUUUUUGGGCUCAAUUGUUUAUUAUAUCAAAGCUGAUUUCAGGGCUGUUAAUAUACUUACACUGUAUAUAAAUAUUUUAUAUCAGCUGUAAGUUAUAGCUGAUUUAUCAACUUUAUUAAAGCAUUGUAUGAAACCUUACCUGACAUAAGAAAUUCACUGCUAAAUUGUAAACUUCUCUGCUCAAAGAGUAAUAAGGACAAUGACAUUUAUUCAUAACUUGCUAUUAAUUGAUUAUUUAAUGUUUAUUUAUAUAAAAAUAUUUGAGACUCUUGGUACAUGAUCCAAGUUAAUAAACCCCAAUCCAAGCAUAUGUAUGUGAUUGUUUUAAUAAAAGUGAUAUUUAAUACAUAUUGUUGUGAGUUGACUUUAAUUACCUCAUACUUUAAAUUUAAGAAAUAAAUCAAAUUUUACUGCGCUGAUCAAUUUAGUCCUUUAUGCUGAGUUACAGUAAGAUCUAUGGAUGCUGGUCAGUGCUUUGGUUCUUCAUCUGGAGUUUAAACUUAAGACUUUGUUUAUAUACCAGUGAUAUAUCAUAGACUCCCGCUAACAAAACCAGAUUAUGAUUUAAAACAUUUUAUAUUUGUACACUGAUCUAUAAUAAAAAUGUGUAUAUUUAUUAUAUUUUAAUCAAUUUAAUAUUUAGAUGACUUUAGCAAACUGUUAAAUUGUAUUUUUGUUAUUAACUGUUGUGAUGUGACAGAAACUGUAUACUUCUUGUCCUUUUUUAUCAUAUUUUGAGCACUUAUUUAGACAACUGUCACUGUAUUUUAAUUUAGUAGUAUGCCAAUGCCAAUAUUUUAUUUAUCAAAGAAUAUAAAAUAUCUGUAAAGUACUUUGUGGAAAUUUAACAGUAAAAUUGUUAUGAGUUUCAAUAAAUAUUAAGAUAAAUUAACAGUCUUAAAAUGUGGGAUAAAGAUUAAAAUGUUUCAAACUGUAAAACCAGCUCUUGGAUUAAAUAAAACAAUUUAUU
This is a messenger RNA of Physella acuta, 3309 nucleotides long. Its product is annotated as zinc finger protein 474. The record is from RefSeq and is a predicted model, not a curated record. Lineage: Eukaryota; Metazoa; Mollusca; Gastropoda; Physidae.